ACAAUAGUAUUUGAGAAUUUGUCUCCGCAUCUUUUGGAGCUUGCGUCGGGUGAGUAACGCGGACACACACACACACUUAUUUGCUUUCAAUCGAUAAAAAUGGCACAGAAGCUUAACUUGACUCAUCUCCCCGUCCCUCCGGUCACUCACCGCUCUAGUUUCCCCUCCACCUUCACCUUUGACGUUGCCACUUCCGCUUACCAGAUUGAAGGAGGCUGGAAUGAAGCUAAGAAAGGGCCAAGUAUAUGGGAUAAGUUCACUCAUCUCGAAGGGAAGAUUCUUGAUGGAAAUAACGGUAAUGCUGAUGUUGAUCAUUACAAUAGAUACAAGGUUAAGUAAAGCUUAGAGUGGUAAUCUGUAUGAUGAUCUCCUUAU
This is a messenger RNA of Camelina sativa (false flax), 375 nucleotides long. The record is from RefSeq and is a predicted model, not a curated record. NCBI's taxonomy places the organism in Eukaryota, Viridiplantae, Streptophyta, Magnoliopsida, Brassicales, Brassicaceae.